Messenger RNA from Quercus lobata, 4116 nucleotides. RefSeq names its product disease resistance-like protein DSC1. Gene Ontology annotation, biological process: defense response. The transcript is spliced from 10 exons. Gene Ontology annotation, molecular function: ADP binding. The coding region runs from base 323 to 2911 and encodes 862 amino acids. NCBI's taxonomy places the organism in Eukaryota, Viridiplantae, Streptophyta, Magnoliopsida, Fagales, Fagaceae. The record is from RefSeq and is a predicted model, not a curated record.
UUUUAAAUUAAAUCGCACUCCGUUAUUUGUCGCACGAUACCUAGUUGGAAUAAAUUAUCGUGUAAAGACCAUACUUUCAGAUAUUAAGUCAAAUGAUGGUCAUAUAAUAGGUAUUUAUGGCCCUGGUGGAAUAGGUAAGACAACAAUUGCAAAAGCCAUUUUUAAUAGAAUUUGUGAUCAUUUUGAUGGAUUUUGUUAUCUAGAAAAUUUAAGAGAAAGAUCGGAGACAAAUGCUAGUGUAAUCGAACUACAAGAGACACUUCUUCUUGAGAUCUUAAGAGACAGAAAUUUAAAGGUGGGUAACAAAUCUAGAGGAGUCAAUAUGAUAAAGGAAAGACUUUCAUCUAUGAGGAUCCUUUUAGUUCUUGAUGAUGUUGAUAAAUGGGUCCAAAUAGAAAAUUUGCUUGGAAGAUGUGAUCAGUUUGCUUCUGGAAGCAAAAUCAUUAUAACAACAAGAGACAAACACUUAUUAGCUACUCUUGGAAAAUGUUGUUCAACCUACGAGGUUAAGGGAUUAAAUCAAGAUGAAGCUUUGGAACUCCUUAGUAUGCAUGCCUUCCAAAGCAACAAACCUAAAGAAGAUUAUUUGGAACUUGCAAAUAGAGUUAUACAUUAUGCCAGGGGACUUCCACUAGCUCUAGUAAUAAUGGGUGCUGAUUUGAAUGGAAGAACUAAACCUCAGUGGAGAAGUGCAAUAGAUAAGUAUGAAAAAAUUCCUAAUGAAGAAAUUCAAAAAAUUCUUGAAAUAAGCUAUGAAGGAUUGGAUGAAACUGAAAAAGAUAUUUUCCUUGAUAUCGCAUGCUUCUUUAAGGGAUUUUUUAAGGAGUAUGUCAUGGAUAUAUUGAAUGCUUGCGAUUUACAUCCAAUUUAUGGAAUUCAAAAACUUUUCGAUAAGUGCCUAAUAACUGUUGAUCGAUAUGAUAGAUUGUUGAUGCAUGACUUGCUCCAACAAAUGGGUAGGGACAUUAUUCAACGGGAAUCGCCACGAAUGCUUGGAGAGCGUAGUAGGCUAUGGUGUUAUGAGGAUGUUCAUAAAGUACUAACACAAAAUAUGGGAUCGGAAAAAAUUCGAGGCAUAAGGAUAUGCUCACCUGAACCAUCAAAGAUGAAAUUAGAACUUGAAUGUCUUGAAAAGAUGAAAAAUCUCAAGUUUCUCAUAGUUAGUAAUGUGGCUAUUUGUAGAGGUCUCAAAUAUCUUCCUAAUGAAUUAAGGGUUCUUGAUUGGUCUGGAUUUCCUUUAUCUUCCUUACCAUCCAAUUUUGAUCCUCAAAAACUCAUUGCACUCAACAUGCCAAAAAGUCGGGUUACAUUGGACAAGCUUUUCAAGAAGAUACAAUGCAAAAACUUGACAUAUAUGAAUUUCAAUUCCAAUCAAUACAUUAGGAAAUUACCUGACUUAUCGAGUGCCACCCCAAACGUAAAGAAAUUGGAUCUCCGUGGUUGUGAAAAAUUAGUCAAGGUUCAUGACUCUAUUGGAUAUCUUGAUAAGCUUGAAAGCUGGGACCUCUGGGGAUGCCAUGAACUUCAAACUCUUCCAAGUUGUAUCGCGAUGAAAUCUCUUAAAUUUUUAAAUCUUUUUGCAUGCAAAAGGGUUAAGAGGUUCCCUGAUAUUCCUCAAGAAAUGGAAAAUUUAAAGUUUCUAAGUCUGGGAGGCACAGCCAUUAGAGAGAUUCCUCCAUCAAUUGGGAAUCUCACUGGGCUUGAGCGAUUAGAGAUAGGUUCCGAUUUCUAUUCAUGUCAUCUUCCAAGUAGCAUUUAUAAAUUGCAACAUCUUCGCAAACUCUUGCUUCUUGGUAAUGUCAAAUUUCCAAAGGACGUGGGGAUUGGUAGACAAGCAGCAGCGUGCAAUUCUUACGGUGGCUUUUCAAAAUAUUGUUUUCCAAAGUUGAAUUUUCUAAAAAAGUUGACUUCUUGCUUCACCCACUCAGAGAAAUGUUUAUUAUCAGGGAGUAAAGAUUUGAACCUCAGAGAAAGCAUUAUCAAAUUCAAUAGAUUAGAUAGGCUUCUAAUUUAUGAUUCCAAGUUCCUUAAGAAAAUUCCAAGGCUUCCAGAAGGUAUAAGAACUGUAGAUGCAACAAACUGCAUCUCGUUGAAUUCAGAAUCAUUAAGAAAAUUAUUCCUUCAGUUUGGAAGAAUUUUAGGGCUUUCACCAAAUAUGAAAUGUUCAGGUGUGAAACACAAAGUAUUAAUGGAUUCCCAUUCACAUCGUAAUUUAUCGAAUCAGAUUGAUUGCUCUUCCCAGGUCUCCCUCUCCAAGUUCAACGCAAUUAAAAAUGAGUCCUAUCCCACUUUAGAUGCGUAUCUGGUUGAUUAUGGAGAGAGAUAUGAUAUUAGAGUACCAGGAAAGAAGAUUCCGAAUUGGUUCAAUCAUCAAAGCAUUGAAAGUUCCAUAUCAUUCUGGGUUGGUCCUGAGUUUCCAUCAAUUGCUGUUUGUGUUGCUUUUCAUCUAAUUCCGUUGAAGGACAGUUAUGCAAAUAAUGAUAAGUACGGUUUUGUUCGUGAUGAUAUAAUCGAUGGUGUUUAUGAUAUCCACAUUUCUACCGAUAGUCGUAAGCGACGUCUCAUGACUUCGGGGGGUUUUUCUUUCAAGUGUGAUCAUCUGUGGUUUUACGGUGAACAUCACAGCCAAUUACAGAGGAAUUUCGGAGACUUGAUGCAAGGUGAUCGGAAUCAUGUUGAGAUUUCAUGUAAAAUCUCUCAUUGGGCAAGUACAAACGGAAACUACGCUCCUGUGAUUGCAAGGAUGGGAGUACAUGUGGAAUGCAUAUGUCCUCCUCAGAAUUCCGAUAUCAUCCAAUGCAAUUCUCAAAAUGUUGAUGACGACACAGAGCUGCACGCACCUUUACUAUCUCAAAAUGGUUCACAAACGGACUCAGAUGCAGGAGACCCUUCAAGCUCCUCUAGUCCCUGACGACAUAUGAUUCAAGGCGUCCAAUGGAUAUAGCAAAUGGGCUUGACUUAUGUUUGGGUAUUGACUCAGCAGAUGGUAAUGGGUUUGAUUUGGGUUCUUCUUCAAUAGCCAAUCCCUUUGUAAAAAGAUGACUCCAUUUUCAAUCUAUAUCCACUGUCAAAGAAACCGAGUCCGAUGCGAAGAAAUAUGCCCGGGUUGUACAAUACCAAGUGGCCAAAUCGGACUACUUUUUCAUAUAAUCAAUCAGCUGUAACACAAUGUCAACCUCCUCUAGCCUCUCACGAAACUGGGCACCUCUAUCUUUGCCAAUUGAUUCAAGGCUUCAAUUAGAUGUGACAAAUGGGUCUAACUUGGGUUUGGGAUCUGACUCAAUUGUCGGAGAUGGGUUUGAUUUAGCUUCCUCUUCAAUGGCCUAUUCCUCUGUAAACUGUGAUUCAGACUUCAAUCCAUAUCCACAGUUGAAAAAGAUCCUCGUGAUCAAAUUCCUAGAAAACAUGACAAGAUAUCAUUACAGGGCAAGAUGGACUUCAGCUUAUGUCUCCACUCUGCACUGUGAAAUUCUCAGUUCUUGUGAACAGAUCCCCAACUGGCAUUUUCAGCAUUACAGGUUAUUCACAUUUCUCUAUGGACCUAUCAUCAUUUUGUGGGGAUGUACAACUGAGCUAAGCUAUCUUAGUUGUCUGCUUCUUUGCUUUGAGGCUCCCAUAUGAAAAAUGAAAAUGGGUUUUAGUGACUUCGUUUUGGUGAGAGAGUACUGGGUGGUCUUCAAGGCUAUAAGUGCAUAUUUCAACAGUGAAGACCCAGAUCUGAUGAUUGAUUUAUAGAUGGAGGUCAUGUGAAAACUACACUAGCAAGUAUAAAAUACAGGUCAAGUUGUUUGGACAUAAAAUUGGAGAUCAUCAGUGGUUUCCUUCAGAUGGGGAUUGAUGAUAUUUGGGGAUAUGCUAUGUACAUCAGCGGAGUUCAAAAAUAUUAUCCGAGGAAAAACAAAACUCUGCAACUUCAUAAUCCUUGGCAUGUUCUCAAAAAGUUCAGAGAACCAUCGAGUAAGAGAUACAAGUAUUGGAGGAGAAGCCAUGCGUAGUCAAAAGACUCAAAACAUAGGUACUCAAGUACUUUGGAAACAAGUCAAGCUUGGCAACCUCAAGACAAAGACCGGAGAGGCCUAUUAGGCUAUGCACAACUAUUGAUAAAAAAAAAAAAAA